UCUGAACAAGGCGCUUCCCCGCAAUCAUGACUAGCAGAGGGUAUUUAGAGGGCGCACGCCAAUGAUAAAUGAAGAAUAACAAAGACAUAAAAGACCAAAAGCCAACUCAGAAUUCAACGUCGACAAGAAACAUCAUCAACCUCACUCAUAUCAGUCAUGUCUUCAACCACCACCAUUCAAGCCCAAAGCGGCACCCUCACCAUCUCCCCCAACUCCAAACCCACUCACGGCCAUGAACUCAAAGAUAAAACCCCCCUUCAAGCAAUGUCUCACGGCGACGUCGUCCUCCGCGGCAUCCCCACGCACCCAAACUUCGCCUCCCAGCGCCAAUGGCAGCUCGAGCAUAUGGCCGCCGCCUUUCGCCACUGGCACCGCGAAGGCUACGUCGAAGGCAUAAGCGGUCACAUUUCCGUGCGCGACCCCGAAUUCACCGAUGCUUUUUGGACGAACCCCCUAGGCCGCCACUUUGGCCUUUUGAAAGUCAGCGAUAUGAUCCUUGUCAAUCUGAAGGGGGAGGUCAUUGGGGGAAACCGUACGCGACCGCCUAACUCAGCGGGGUUUUUGAUCCAUGCUUCUAUUCAUAAGGCGAGGAGCGAUGUUCAUGCUAUUUGCCACUGUCAUAGCAUUCAUGGAAAAGCUUGGUCUGUGUUUGGAAAGCGUCUUGAGAUGUUGACGCAAGAUGUGUGUAAAUUCCGAGGAGAUGCGCAUAGCGUUUAUGAUAGUUACGGCGGUGUUGUUUUGGGAAGUGAAGAAGGAGACCGCAUCGCAGCAGCAAUGGGACCCAAAGGCAAAGGCUGCAUCCUGCGAAACCACGGUAUCCUAACCGUUGGACAAACCGUGGACGAGGCAGCGUGGCUGUAUACGUCUAUGGAGAGGAGCUGUCGUGUUCAGCUUCUCGCUGAGGCUGCGGCGGCGAAUGGCUUGCCAAAGGUGCUGAUUGACGAUGAGGAGGCCAAUUUCAACUUUGAUGUUGAGAGUGAUCCUGAGAUUUGUUACUGCGAGUUUCAGGCUUACUACGAUUUGGAGGAUGAGCUGUCCAAUGGGGCCUUUAAGAACUAGGAGAAUGGGAUGCAGGUCUAUCAUAUUUCCUGUCCAGUGUUGAUCUCUUCUUAAUGAAGUCCCGCUAAUGCCCUCCACUUCUAUAACAAUACAUCGUGACAUGGGGCCUGCACCCAUGUUACGCCGUCCCCGAUGCUCCAAGUGCUUCGUACGUCCCGAAACUUGGCCUUUUUAUUCCCUGUUUGCAUCGAUGGGAGUCAUGCACCUUGUGGUCCGGUUCGACCAUGCUUGUAGAACGACGACCGCCGCACAUGAUGAAAGUCUAAUUGAGCUAACCUUUCUUGGCCGUGGGAUUGGAGCAUCUUAUACGCCUCAAGGCCGGUUAAGAAGUCAUCAUUUGCGUUUUUAUGUAGCAAUUAGUCAGUAAACAUGGUAUUGAUGUCCAA
Fusarium verticillioides 7600 is the source of this 1445-nucleotide messenger RNA. Its product is annotated as L-fuculose-phosphate aldolase. The transcript has a single exon. Gene Ontology annotation, cellular component: cytoskeleton. The coding region runs from base 157 to 1059 and encodes 300 amino acids. Gene Ontology annotation, molecular function: actin filament binding. NCBI's taxonomy places the organism in Eukaryota, Fungi, Ascomycota, Sordariomycetes, Hypocreales, Nectriaceae. The record is from RefSeq and is a predicted model, not a curated record.